AUGACGACUGGAUUUCCUCUUCUCCGUCUUCCGUACCUCGUACUUAUGCCUGUCUUGGAACAAAUGGAAUUUACGGAAAAAAUCGCGUUGUCUAUUCUCUCCAAACGAGCCAGAAUGUUCUUGAAACUUCUCAGAAUGCAGUGUGAGGAGAUCAAUUUGAGACUGGAGCAUAACAGAAUCGAGAUGGAAAUGUUUUUUGAUACGUGUGAAGUACUCACAAUCAGAGUUGUCAAGGUGUUAAUGUAUAUCGAUAAAUAUCAACGACGCGAUUACAUACAUCCUUAUUACAUGUCUUUAUCAUGUUGCCCCGGUAGACUACCUCCAAUAGCAUAUGUCCUUCCGAUUAUGGACGUCACUCACUGCAAAUCGAUUAAGCAGUUAACAAUCGCUGAAAUAUCUGAAUGCGAUACUCUCCCACUCCUUGGGAAGCUUCCAAGAAUUGAUGAAGUCGUUGUUCCGGGGGCUGAGGGGUGGAUUUCCGAACCUCUCUCGUACGAAGCAUUGUUUCAAAGAGAAAAAAUACUUCUAGAGGUUUUGAAAACUGUUUUGCCAGUGUCUUCUGCAGCUGAUUUUUCUUAUCACUUUCUGAACCCCAACCAUCUCCGAGAAGUUCUCAAAGUGAAUUUUGACUCCCUGAUUUUGAAACUCCCUCAUGAGACAUUUUCUCUUAAUGAUUUGUGGGUUACAAACGCUAAGACAUUUGAACUUCGUGACUUGAUUCUCAACUUAAAAGACCUGAACCGCUUUUUCAAGUUGUGGAUGAAGAAACUGUGUAAUCCUCGACAGGAAUACUUGGAAGUGAAAAUGUCCGGAAAUGCCAAUAAGGAUAUCAUUCUGGAUGGACUCAACGCUGUUCAAGUUUCUCUUGAGACAAAAAGAACAUUCCCGGUUUUAGGAAACGUGAAACAACUAUCUUCUAACGAGAAAAUUACUUCUGAGUUUGAUAUAACAAGAAUCGCGUUGUCUAUUCUCUCCAAACGAGCCAGAAUGUUCUUGAAACUUCUCAGAAUGCAGUGUGAGGAGAUCAAUUUGAGACUGGAGCAUAGCAGAAUCGAGAUGAAAAUGUUUUUUAAUACGUGUGAAGGACUCACAAUCAGAGCUGUCAAAAAUCAACGACGCGAUUUCGUAGAUUAUUAUGAAAUGUCUUUUUCAUGGUGCCCCGGUAGACUACCUCCAAUGGACUACGCUGUUCCGAUUAUAGACGUCACUCACUGCAAAUCGAUUAAGCAGUUGACAAUCGCUAAAGUAUCAGAAUAG
Messenger RNA from Caenorhabditis remanei, 1257 nucleotides. RefSeq lists its product as uncharacterized. Lineage: Eukaryota; Metazoa; Nematoda; Chromadorea; Rhabditida; Rhabditidae. The coding region runs from base 1 to 1257 and encodes 418 amino acids. Gene Ontology annotation, molecular function: protein binding. The transcript is spliced from 3 exons. The record is from RefSeq and is a predicted model, not a curated record.